UCAAAGACGAGGAUCUUCAAAUAUUUUCCGCCUCAUUGCCGCCCCUGAAGCUCGCAAUGGAUUUGUCCGCCAGGUUCAUCGCUGCUGCCGUAGAGCACGAGAGCCCCUCUCGUCUUGCACAUUGUUCAUCACUCCCCGUUCAGAGUCGCCGUCGCGUUCCCACUCCCAACCCUAGAGGGAAUUGUGACCCCGAAAUCGGUGCGUUGCGUUGGUUUUGCUUGGCAGACACGAGCAAGAAGCAUGAGGCGACUCGAUCGAUCGGGUUCAAUCAGUGCACGAGGUCGGCUGCUUCUGUGAUUAUUGGAUCCUCCGGUCUAAUUCUGGUCUUCCCUCGAUGAUGAGGACGAGUGCGUGGGAAGGCCAUGCAGUAUGUAUGAUUGCUGAGCAUAUGACCCAAUGCACGUGCUGAUGAGUUGUUCGACCUGCAACGAUGGGCGAGGGCUUGGAUGCUGCUCGAGAAGAAGUACGAGAAAUCUGGAGUUCAAUCUCAUGUUUAGGGCAGGGUUGUGGGUUGAGACUCGUAAGAAAUGUUUGAGCAACUUGUCGAAUUUCCUAGACGAAGAUCGGACAUAAGAUUUUGGUGGUGGUCGUGAUAUCACGGAAGAACAAAUGCAACUUCAGUUUUUGAGCGAUCAGUUAGGUCUCAGGGCCGAAGAACUCGAGAGGAAUAUGGCCCUGAAGAAGCUGAUGGACGAUGAGAUGUGGACGAAGCGGAGCGCCUUGAUGAUGUGGACGGCCGGGUUCAUGCGAUUGCUGCUCGUUGUCUAUGCCGAGUGGCAUGAUGCGCACCUCGAGGUUCCGUACACGGACAUAGAUUAUUACGUGUUCUCUGAUGCGGCAGCUCUGAUUCAUCUAGGGAAAUCUCCUUUCGACAGAGCCACAUAUCGCUACACUCCGCUGCUAGCUCUCGUUCUGCUCCCAAAUUCCACGCUCCAUCGAUGUUGGGGGAAAUUGUUGUUCUCCUUCGCAGAUUUAAUUGUUGCUCUGUUGAUACGCAAGAUUUUGAACCUCAGAGGGGUAUCCGAGCGGCAAUGCUUCAUAAGUGCUGCUACAUGGUUAUUCAAUCCGUUUACUUUUACGGUGGGCACUCGGGGAAAUUGCGAAGCCCUUGUAUGUGCUAUGAUACUCUGGCUUCUGCUCUGCAUCAUGUCUGGGCGCGUCAUCCAAGCGGCGUUCUGGUUUGGAGUAGUGGUGCACGUGAGGAUAUACCCGAUUAUCUACGUGCUUCCAGUUCUACUUCUUCUCGACGGAGACUAUGUGAAGAUGGUAGGAAAGGGUUCUAGCAACGAUCCAGGUGCCUCUUCUCGGUUAAAGCACUCACUUCGGUCGUUUUUUAACUGGCCGAGAGUGGUGUUCGGAGCAGUAUCAGGGUCUGUAUUCUUCGCACUGUGUGGACUUUUCUACUUCAUAUACGGCACGCAGUAUCUACACGAGGCCUUGUUCUACCACCUCACCCGAAGUGACCACCGCCACAACUUCUCGAUCUACUUCUACUCCAUCUACUUGAACGACGAUGUUGGCUUGACUCUGGCUCAGCGGCUCCUGGCAUUCGUCCCCCAAAUGUCAGUGCAGUUGGUGCUGGUCGCCUUCUUCGCCAAAGACUUGCCGUUCUGUUUCUUCCUGCAAACGGUCGCAUUCGUCACGUUCAACAAGGUCAUAACCGCCCAGUACUUCGUCUGGUUUUUCUGCCUCCUGCCUUUGAUUCUGCCCUUCACUAGUUUGAAGCUGCGGUGGGGAGGGGCAGCUCUUAUGUCUGUUUGGACGGGCGCUCAGGUGCAUUGGCUCGGAUGGGCUUAUCUGCUGGAGUUCAGGGGGAAGAACACGUUCCUGCCGCUGUGGGUUGCCAGCAUUAUUUUCUUCGCAGCCAAUAUUGUCGUCAUGGUGACCAUUAUCCGGCAUCACUCUUUCUGCCCCAUGUUUCAGGGCGGUGUGCUCAGCUAUGCUCGCCUGAAGAGUAGGAGGAUCAAAGGUGAGUGAGCACAUCACCGUGUGACGUGAAUGGUUAAGCUCCUCGAUGGAGACGAUUGCGGGUGACACCCAGACACGGAUCUCUCUUUACAAGUUUGGAUCUGUGAAAUUUGGGAUCACCCUUCGAUAAAUUUAGGCAGGAAGCAAGGUCUGACCAACAAGCGGUUCCAAGAGUUUAGCAGAAAUUUUGAUGUAUUCAUUGUUCUGAGGUCGUGCCUGGGCCUCGAGAGAUUCGCUCGGCCACGAGGGUCAGUCAUUCAGGAGGGCUAGUUUGAGGGACGGACACUUUUGCAAAGCUCUUUGGGCCCGAAUGAGGGUUUCUACACUGAUCCGUUUUCUUCCACAUAGUUUGUAGAGAAUGUGCCGGGCUGAACAAAGACCGAUGAAUGAGCUUGGAUGCAACGAGGUCAUAGGGAGAGAGCGACUUUUGUCUAACUUCCCAAGCGGCAUGUCUACGGGAGGUAACACUUGCCGUACUGAUUGGAAUGCAAGAAGCAGAGAAAGUAUCUCGAAUACGAGACCUGCAAAUACACACUGAACAAACCAUGCAAGAAUCUGACAGAAUUGCCUCAGGAUCUUGUAAUACACAUCCUCCAGUCCCUGCAAAUUGGAGGCAUGAAUAUGUCUGGAGUAUAGUAACCCUGUUGUCUUUGUCUCAGUAAGAACAUCCUUGUAUGCAUAUAUCCUUAUCCCAGCUGGCUUUCACCUCCUCAAACAGCUCAAAUUGUUUAUGGGAAUAGUGCUCAACGACGAUAGCUUUCUUCAAGAGCACUUUCUGAUGUACACGGCCUGACGAUAUUGGACUCAAUGUCCACUUUGGUGAGUUUAGGUUGGAAGGCAUGUCUAGAUCUAGGAUAUCUAGGUCACUGACGAGGUUUGCAUCAGGGUAUCUAAUCGGG
Molecule: messenger RNA, 2867 nt
Organism: Marchantia polymorpha subsp. ruderalis
Lineage: Eukaryota; Viridiplantae; Streptophyta; Marchantiopsida; Marchantiales; Marchantiaceae
Source: the annotation of a GenBank genome assembly